Molecule: messenger RNA, 432 nt
Organism: Puccinia graminis f. sp. tritici CRL 75-36-700-3
Lineage: Eukaryota; Fungi; Basidiomycota; Pucciniomycetes; Pucciniales; Pucciniaceae
Exons: 1
Coding region: 1-432 (143 amino acids)
Source: RefSeq, a predicted model, not a curated record
AUGUCAGACUCCCCUCCCCAAAACACCCGUUCGUUCAACCCCAACGACAACCCUUGGAGCUACGACCGUUUCGACCCGACUGCUAACAUGGUCAACACCGAGGGGGCGGCCUCCUCAAGCCAUCACCGAUCCCGCAGCAGAGGAGUCUCGUCGGCGCAGGAUAGGCAGGUCCCGAAUCAAGAGGACACACCCGGCAACAAUCGUCGGAAUGUACCGAUCUAUACUGAGGACGAUGUCGACAGGUUCCUCCAAGCAAACCAGUUUCACGGGAAGACAGUCGGGCAGGUGGUUCAAAACCAAAUCUCAAGGAUGGCCUCAGCGGAGAAGCUCAAGCCAGACGGUUCGAAUUUCAGCACGUGGGAACUGUUCAUGCGCGAGCGAGUCCGUGAACUCUUCAGCGACCCUAAAAGGGUACACAAAGGCGUGCAAUGA